Messenger RNA from Salvia miltiorrhiza (redroot sage), 585 nucleotides. RefSeq lists its product as uncharacterized. The transcript has 2 exons. Lineage: Eukaryota; Viridiplantae; Streptophyta; Magnoliopsida; Lamiales; Lamiaceae. Bases 99 to 389 code for a protein of 96 amino acids. The record is from RefSeq and is a predicted model, not a curated record.
AAUUGUGAAGCCCAUUUAAAAUUGACCCAAUAAAAGGAGCCCACGUAGCUCUCACUUAAGCUGGAGUCGAAAUUCAGCCAUGGCGGAAUUGAAAUGAAAUGGAGGAAAACGAAGAAAAUAGAGUUGUAGCCAACGGCGUAAUUCAAGGUUACUGGUUUUGGGCUGGCGCCAGCGCCGUCCAAUUUCGGUGGGGCGUGGCCGCCUUGAAAAGGGGAUACGCCGGCAAUGGCAACCUCAUGCCUUUGAAGGCCUUCGCCGUGGCAACCCUCUUCGUCGGCGCCUCCGCCUCCGCCGCAGUAGCAACGCUCCAGCUCUCAGGAAUCCGAUCUGUGGAAGACCUCAAGAGUGUAGGCGCAAGUAUAAAGAGUGCAUGCAAGAGCCCGAGAUGAAUCUCUACCUAUUGUUAUCAUCAUAAGCAAUAAAAGUAGAAGUUUCUGAUGAAAAUGUUUGUCUCUUUUUAAGCCCCUAUCGCCUAAUAUCAAGCACACGACUCUUAUUCUAUAUCAAUUAUUCAGCACUUGUUGUACCCAAAAAAAUGGUUCCACUCAAAUGAUCAAUUCAAGAUGAUAAAUUUGGGAGAUUGAA